UGCCUACUGGCCAAGUAUUCUUGUGUUCCUGUUGGUCGGUGGAUGUAGUCACGGUCACCGCUGAACUGCAUCUAUUUGUGCUUCAGUUAUAACACUUUAUCUCGAAGAGGUUUUUUUUUCCAUCUGGUAGGAAAGCAUCCUCAAAAUGGGUUUGAGAAGAUUCGUGCUGCAAAUGUGCAGAGUCGUUUUCUUUCUUCUUUGGUUAGAUUCUGUGUAUGGAGACGUGAGCUAUUCUUUUCCAGAGGAGAUGAAACGCGGAUCUGUCAUUGGGAAUAUAGUCAAGGAUCUCGGGCUGGACACGGGAAAGCUAUCCAAUCGAAAGGUCCGUAUUGACACCGAUGGAAACCAUAAGCGUUAUUGUGACAUAAACCUGAGCAACGGGGAACUGAUUGUGGCAGACAGGAUUGACCGAGAGGGGCUGUGUGGGGAAAAGGCGUCGUGCAUCUUACAACAUGAACUUGUGCUGGAGAAUCCUCUGGAGCUGCAUCAUAUUAGCCUGCAUGUUCUGGAUAUUAACGACAACUCCCCACAAUUUAAUGAGGAAACAAUCAAUAUUGAAAUUAGUGAGUCCGCAGACAGAGGAGCUCGUUUCUUGAUAGAAGAGGCACGUGACGCGGAUGUGGGCCAAAAUUCAGUUCAGAGCUACAACCUAAAACACAAUGAUAAUUUCAUUUUGGUUAUUAAUGCAAAUAUCGUUGAACUUGUUCUCGAUACAGAGCUCGAUCGUGAGAAACAACAGGAAAUCAGCUUGCUUCUUACAGCUCUAGAUGGUGGCUCUCCCCAGAGAUCAGGUACUGUUGUCAUUCACGUCACUGUACUGGAUGCUAAUGAUAAUGCUCCAGUGUUCAGCCAGUCCGUCUAUGAAGCCAGUCUUCCUGAAAACUCUCCUCUAGAUACUGUCGUGAUUAAAGUGAAUGCUACUGAUGCUGAUGAAGGAGUAAAUGGAGAUAUAGCGUAUGAUUUUGGUCACGUUACAGAGGAUGUAAAGAAGAUUUUCAGUAUUGACCGUAAAACAGGUGAAAUACGAGUAAUUGGCACAAUUGACUUUGAAACUGUCACAUCAUUUGAAUUCCGUGUUAAAGCAAAGGAUGGGUUGGGGCUAUCCUCCUACACCAAGGUAAUAAUUGUUAUCACCGAUGUAAAUGACAACGCACCUGUAAUCUAUUUGAAAUCGCUGACAAAUCCCAUACCAGAAGACGUGUCACCUGGUACAGAGGUGGGAAUCAUUAACGUGCAAGAUAGAGACUCUGGGAGUAAUCGACAGGUUCGCUGCUCCAUUCAGCAAAACGUCCCAUUUAAGUUAGUCCCCUCCAUCAAAAACUACUAUUCUCUGGUGACCACGGGCCACCUGGAUCGCGAAUUGCUGUCUGCUUACAAUAUUACAAUCACUGCUACAGACGAGGGCUCUCCACCUCUGACCUCCUCUAAAAUUGUUCAGUUAUCUGUAGCUGACAUCAACGACAACCCACCUGUGUUUGAGGAACAGUCCUACAGCGCCUAUGUGACUGAAAAUAACAAACCUGGCCCCACUUUAUGUUCUGUUACUGCUCGAGACCCUGACUGGAGACAAAACGGUACAGUGAUUUAUUCUCUUUUACCUGGUGAGGUGAACGGGACCCCGGUGUCCUCCUAUCUCUCAGUUAACGGAGACACUGGCUUAAUCCAUGCUGUGAGGUCGUUUGACUAUGAACAGUUCAGGAACUUUAAAGUCCAGGUGAUGGCCAGAGACAACGGUUCUCCUCCGCUCAGCAGCAACGUGACAGUCAGUGUCUUCAUAACGGAUUUGAAUGACAACUCUCCUCAGAUACUCUACCCAGCCCCGGAGGGCAGCUCGUUCAUGACCGAGCUGGUGCCCAAAGCUACACACAGAGGCUCUCUGGUGUCCAAGGUGAUAGCCGUGGACGCGGACUCCGGCCAGAACGCCUGGCUGUCCUAUCAUAUAGUCAGAUCCUCUGAUCCGGGACUUUUCACCAUUGGUGUCCACAGCGGAGAGAUCAGGACACAGCGGGACAUUUCUGAAUCUGACAGCAUGAAACAAAACCUCAUUGUGGCAGUGAAAGAUAACGGGCACCCCUUUCUCUCUGCCACCUGUUCCAUGUAUUUACUAAUUUCUGACAACUUGGCUGAAGUUCCGGAACUGAAAGAUAUGUCUUAUGAUGAGAAGAAUUCAAUGCUGACCUCUUACCUAAUUAUCGCGCUGGUGUCCGUCUCUACUUUCUUCCUGACCUUCAUUAUUAUUAUACUGGGCUUGAGGUUUUGUCGCAGGGGAAAGCCCAGACUGUUAUUUGACGGAGCGGUCGCCAUCCCCAGCGGUUCUUUCCCCCCAAAUUACGCAGAGGUGGACGGAACAGGAACUAUACGCAGCACAUACAAUUAUGACACCUACUUGACAACGGGCUCUAGAACCAGUGACUUCAAGUUUGUCAUACCGUACAACGACAACACACUGCCUGCUGACCAGACUCUUAAAAAAUCGCUACCUGAUUUUGCUGAGGUACUCGGAGGGCACGAGGGGUCCCCUGAGGUAAGACUGUGGGUUUCCAGUCUGUUGACUCAAUGGGUAUAG
Molecule: messenger RNA, 2566 nt
Organism: Myripristis murdjan (pinecone soldierfish)
Lineage: Eukaryota; Metazoa; Chordata; Actinopteri; Holocentriformes; Holocentridae
Product: protocadherin gamma-A11-like
Exons: 1
Coding region: 146-2566 (806 amino acids)
Biological process (GO): homophilic cell-cell adhesion
Cellular component (GO): plasma membrane
Molecular function (GO): calcium ion binding
Source: RefSeq, a predicted model, not a curated record